UAAUCCGUAAUUUAAUUGUUUGAAAUUUCAUAUAAUGUUUUGGCGCUAAUCUUUCAUUAACAUUAAUCUUUUUAUGAGUUUUUUUUUGUUUAUUCAGUUAAAUGUUUAAUAAACGACGAAUAAAUAUAAGGUCUGAAGGAAGUUGAUUCCAAAUUCUCCCAACAUGGAGAUUGCAUAGCCAGUCUUAAGCAGCCAUAUUUACGUUACGAGCCAUUUUGUUACGGUGCGUUUUGGGUGGUUGCGUUUUAAUAUUUCACUACCUAUUGGUUGUUUUCAAAUAAUAAUUCCAGGUGGAUUGGUUGCAAGAAGUAUGUAGUUCGUUUUAUUUACAUGAUACAUUGUUGCUUUUAGAUUGUUUGGAAACUUUCGUUGUGAUAAUUUUUUGUGAGUGAGAGUUUAUCAACUAUCGCUUGGACACUCGUAAUUGUUCACUGCUCGGUCAGAAUCCGCGGGCUGUUACUUCAACGCUCGGGAGCAUCGUUGCUUAGGCCUACUAAGGCCGAUGGCUUCGAUGUUAAGUCGCUACUGAUUAACGAGGUUGGAAAUAUUGUCAGUUAGCGCUUAUAUAAAAGUACAUUUUAACUUUUUUCCAGGAAAUCAACUUGGUAAUGUGAGACUUGAAAAAGUGCACCCUUAAAGCUAAUUGUGCAGAAUGUGUGAUAAAAACAUUUAUAAUCUGUAACAUGGAUGUUGGCUGAAAGAGAGGCCUAAUUGAAAUAGUGACUUGAGAGAGCUAAUAAAUUAUGUUAGUACACAAAAAAUGGUUCUUGGAAGGGUGAUUUUUACUUGCUGUACACCAUGAAGGACACAGAAGAAACAGGUGAUGGCACAAAUGAGGGUACUUUGGAAGAAAUGGGGACCAUUGGUAAAGUUAGGCAUGCACAGGCAAACCCAACUUGUACAAAGUGGAUCCUGGAAGCCAUUAAUAAAAUCAAGCACCAGAAACAAAGGCCUUCUAUUGACCGAAUUUGUAGUGCUGUUCGACAGAGCAAUAAAGUAAGCAAGGACUUUAUUGUGGAACAGUUGGAAUUAGCUGUUGUUGAGGGCACAGUGCUGAAGGUGUACAAUAAAGGAUUGUGUUCCUAUAAAGACCCAUCAGGACUAUCUCAGGUGAAAACUCCUUCUGUAAGGAUAACAGAAGCAACAGAUCUGGUGAAGCUGUUGCAGAAAGUAAUCAGAGAUCUGGGAGAUUCUGAAGGUUCAACAUUAAGGUCCAUAGAAAAAUAUGUAAAGCAAACAUACACUGUUGAUAUCUCUUCUUGUUUGGACCUCAGUAAACAGCUCAGGUUUGCUGCCAAACGAGCUGUGGCUAGUGGUCGGCUUCUUCAAGAAGGUCGAUUCUACAAGGUUGGAAGAGUAGGAGGAACAGGUGUGUCAGAUGUUGACUUGCUUGGAAGUGCUUCUGGUAGCAGAAGUAUCAAGAACUUUUCAUUAGAAAAUUCAUUACAUAAGAAGGCAGUUCCAAUACCCAUAUGCAGCUUUUGUCGGGGGACGGCGGAAAGCAACAGGGAAGGGGUUUCUGAAGAACUAAUUUCGUGUGCCGAUUGUGGUAAUAGCGGACAUCCUAAUUGUCUGAAAUAUUCUCCAGAACUAACAGCACGUGUACAGAACACCAGAUGGCAGUGUAUUGAAUGUAAAACAUGUAAAGUUUGUGGUAGCAGAAACCAAGCAGAAGACUUGUUGUUUUGUGAUUCUUGUGACCAAGGCUUUCACAUGGGAUGUUUGAAACCUCCCUUAGUAAAAAUGCCAAAAGGAUCUUGGAGCUGUGAGCUUUGUGUAGAAGAGCUUCACUCUAAGAAGAGAAGGGGACGAUUGUUAAUCAAUGAAGUGGCAGCUAAUGUGAAGCAGCGGUACAAAAAACAAAGCAGUAGUAAGAUUAAAGCACAAAAGUCAGUGCAUGGGACUUGCCUCUCUUCAGACUGUGAUUUACAAAGAUCUUCAAGUGAAAAGCCUAUUAAUGUCAAAAGGAAUCAGUCAGUGAGCCAGCUGUCAGGACAAAGACAAGUAAGAAGGACAAAGAAAAGAAUGACAUUAAAGACAAGCCAAUUUCAAGAACAUAUGGUAGUUGUACCAUCAUCAAUUUCACAGUUUCAUAAUUGUACUGGUGAAGAAGCUUUAGAUAGUAAGAUUGAGUUGCUAGAAGAGCAGUCACAAGCUAUGAUUCCUGGUCUGUUUGAAUCAUUUUCACUCUCAAGUAAGCCCAAAGGGCUGAUUGAUGGGCUAACAAAGUUUUUCACUCCAACUAAUAAACGUAAAUCUCGAGUUGCUAUAAGCUCCAUGGCAACACCAUUUACUGCAGUUGUACCUGAUUCAAGACAAGAAAUAAAUGGUCAUCUAGAAUCCUCUGAAAAAGUCCAGCAUACUGAUGAGGCAAGUGUGGAAUCCAAACAAGUGAUUAUUACCGAAAGAGAGUGUACUCUCAGUGUUACAGAACUACCUUGCACUCUUCAAACUCCUAUUGUUAGUAAUUCAACUUUGUUCUUGAAAUCAAAUUAUUCAUCUUCAUCUAGUAGUACAUCUACGUAUUCACAUACAACAUCUUCUCUUGAGACUUCCUCUAUGACUGCUUCAAGUACUGGGCAGCUAAAAGGUUUAUUUGAUGGUCUUUCACAUCUCUAUACAACUAGUGAUACUCGCAAGCGAGGCAUGAAAAUUGACAGGUAUGCUCCACCAAAAAGAAGGCGUAAAAAUCUGCUACAUAAUGGAAAGGAAUCUCAGGAACUGUCUAUCACUUCAAAAGAGAAAAGUCUAGAUAUAGAAAACUCUGAAGAAAAUAUCGAAGUGCAAGACUCUACCCAAACUCAGAAGACUUCCAGAGAGUCUGCUGACCUUCAUGAAUCACCAACAACAGUAGCACUAACCACACAGUCUUUGAACAGGACCCCAUCAUCCCCUGUGUUUUCUGAUGCUAUAAAUCAUAAUUGUAUAGGAGUAACAUAUUCACAGACAGUGGUGACAUCUGCAUUAUCUUCAACACAAGAUAAUAAAACAUCUUCAUCUUUAUCAUGUUCAGCUUCUCAAAAUGAUCAGUCUUUGAAACUAUCUAAAUUUGUCAGUUCUCCUCAGUCAGAUUCAGGAGUAUGUGAUUCAUCAUCACCAUCAUCAUCAAAAAGAAAGAAAAAUAGUAAAUUUUCAAAUGGCGCCACAGGACAAACUAAUAAGCAACAUUUGCCUCCAGGAGUGACGGAGAAAGACCUUAAUCUUUUUAGAAAAGCUCAGCAAAUUGCGCUGCAAGCUACUGGACAUGGGAUGUCACCAGCGGAGCCUCCUACUCGUUAUCCAGUUUCUAUAGAAUUUGGAUGUUAUGAGAUUCAAACAUGGUAUUCAUCUCCUUUCCCACAAGAGUAUGCUAGAUUUCCUAAACUUUUCUUCUGUGAAUUUUGUCUAAAGUACCUGAAAAGCAAAAAUAUUUUACAAAGACACAGGAGGAAAUGUUUCUGGACCCAUCCCCCUGCUACAGAAAUCUACAGAAAAGAUGACCUGUCAGUCUUUGAAGUGGAUGGGAAUAUAAACAAAAUCUAUUGUCAAAACCUCUGUCUACUUGCCAAACUCUUUUUGGAUCAUAAAACCCUAUAUUAUGAUGUUGAGCCAUUUCUGUUCUAUGUUCUCACGAAAAAUGAUGAUAAAGGGUGUCAUUUUGUUGGAUACUUUUCAAAGGAAAAACAUUGUCAACAGAAGUAUAAUGUCUCUUGUAUUAUGACAAUGCCACAGUACCAAAGAAAGGGAUAUGGGCGAUUUCUGAUUGAUUUUAGCUAUCUUUUAACAAGGAAAGAAGGACUUGUUGGAACACCAGAGAAACCUUUAUCAGACUUGGGUCGGUUAAGCUAUUACUCAUACUGGAAAAGUGUCACUCUAGAACAUCUGUACAAAUGUAAAGAAGAAAGUCCAAAAAUAGAGGAUAUAUCAACUAAAACUGGAAUCAGUCCAGCAGACAUAAUUUCAAUACUUCAACAUUUUGAAAUGCUUAAGUAUGAAAAUGACAGGUUGAAUAUAAUCAUAAAAAGGACAUUUAUUGAGGAUUACAUGAAGAAUGUAUCGGUCAGUAAAGACAGAAGAUUGCGUGUGGAUCCCAUUUGCUUGAGGUGGACACCUGUAAUUUCCAAUUCAUUGUUCAAUCAUGAAAAUAGUGAGGCUGAAAAACAGAUGGAUGAGGAACUCAAUUCUAAGCAAGAACUUCUUCAUAAUUCUACAAGUGAGCCACUAGAAACUAAUCAACCAUUAAUAAUAGACACUAGAGAAACAGACCAAAGCAGAAAUAAACCACACACAAUAAUAGGUGAGAAGACUGUAGAUAUAGAUAAGCCUACAAGUAAAAUUCAGGAGGACACCAAAACAAACAAGAAUAAAACUCAAGAAGACUCAAAGGCAAGUAAAAAUAAAAUUCAACAAGAUACAAAAACAAGUAAAGUUCUUGAAGCUACAAAGAAUGAUGAUGAAGCUCAGGAAGACACAAAUACACUUAAAAACAAAGUUCAAGAAGACACAAAGAUGGUUAAAAGCAAAGUUCAAGAAGACACAAAGAUGGUUAAAAGCAAAGUUCAAGAAGACACAAAGAUGGUUAAAAGCAAAGUUCAAGAAGACACAAAGAUGGUUAAAAGCAAAGUUCAAGAUGACUCAAAGAUGGUUAAAAGCAAGGUUCAAGAUAGUACAAAAAUAGAGAAAAGCAAAGCUCAAGAAGACACAAAAACAAAAAAGAAGGUUGAAGAUAAUGCAAAGGCUGAAAAAAGCAAAGGAGAUGAACAAUCCAAAAGCAGUUCACAUUCAUCAAAGAAAAAAGACAAAUCAAAGAAAAAAUAUCUUUUGAAACUAAAAAGGAAGAGGAAGCGCGAGCAUGCUUCAGACAAACACAAAAGCUCCUUCAGUUCAAGUUAUGAAUUAGAGGACAUAGAACCAAAGAAAAAAAAACAGAAAAAAGAUCACAAUACCAGCUCAAAAAAUAAUGCAUCAAAUGUUGAAAAUUCUCACAAGGAACAUGGAACAUCUGAAAAACAAACUAGCCAAAAGGAAGGAAAGUCAAAAAAGAAGAAGAACAAGAAGAAGAAGUUGGCAGCUUUGAAAGGGGAAUUAAAGCUUGCAGAUGGUGAACAUGAGAAAUCCAGUCAGAAGUCUCACAAGACUGAAAAAUCUAGCAAAAAAACAAAGCAUCAUUCAGAGAAGUCAAAGAGUGGAGGCUCCCCACAGAAGAAACAGAAGUCAAAGAAAUCAGGAAGGUCAUCGGACAAAAAGAGUAGCAGUAAACGCAAGAAACGAAAGAAACUGAAGAAUGCCAUGGCCUCUACCUGUAGCACAUCACAUGGUACAGAAGAAACCCCUGAGUCAGAGACUGGUCUUAUGCCACCUGUUCUUGUGCCGGCUAUUCCUGCUUUUAGUGCAACUUUAGUCCAAGGUCAUCAGAGUCCAUUUUAUGAGUUAGAAUCAUCACCCCCAGUACUGCAGGCAUCAGUAACAGAACAAGCUGAAAAGCCAUUGUCUGAGGAAAUAACUUAUGUGAACAAAGAUAUAUUGACUAUUGAAGAAAAAUCAAUCACUUCAAUAAAUCCAAUAUCAAGUAUAAAAUUAAAGGAACAAGAUGAAGAACAUGCAGCAGUGGAAUGGAACAAAGAUCAUGUUGAACCAGAAGAAGUUCAAGAAUCAGCUAAUGAUCAAUUUCUUUUGACACCUUUCUCUAGUGACAGAGAAAAUAAUGAGUCAUAUGAAAUAACCUCAAUUACAAUACCCCAGACACACAUAGAGGAAAUUAGCAAAGGUGUUGUAGAACAGACUGAGCAUUUAGAUGAUAAAGACCAGUUAAAUGAAGAAACUGAACAAAGUGUUUUCAACCUACUGAAAAGAGAUCAAGAACAAUCACAUCACUGGUGUACUGAUCAUGAAGAUUAUGAAUCACCUCAUAUGACAUCUGAACAAGAAAAUACACUAACCUCUUUGAAUAUUCCACAUGAUACUUGUGAUAGUAUGAUGGAAGAAGAUUGUGUAGAGCUUGAAGGAGUAGAUAAAUGUGAAGAAGAUGACAUCUUACCUGAAGAGUUUGAUGACCAUGUAUCUUGCUCUAUGUCUAGUGAAUUGGCAAUUAAUGAGGAAGAAAUGUCAAGUCCAACAGUUGUUGUGUCUGAAGCCACAGACUCUCUAGCAGAGCAGUUGGAGGUAACCACGUCUGCUCAGCUUCCACUUACACCAAUUACUCCACAGACUCCUGGAUCUAAUCCUCCAUCUAUGAUUACUAAUAGCCAAACAGUUUGUAAUUUAGAUGAAAAUCUCCAUGAGCAGCAUCAAGAAACGGUUAUAUCCUCAGGUGUUGUAAACUCUGUGGGUCAGACCCAAGAAACACUUGUGCUGACUAACUCUAAUAAUAAUGUCACUAGUCAGCCAAGUGAUACAUCCAAAUUUCAGGAACAUUUAGCUGAGGAAUUUCAUAACAACCUUGAAUGUUUACAGACCACUUCUCCUGAAACAGAUCUUCAUACAGGUGAUUUUACUCAUAGAAUGGAUGUUGUUGUUGUUGAAGCCAAUCACACAUCUCAGCCACCAUCCUCUACCCCAUCCACUCCCAGUGGAUUUGUUGGAAAACACAACUCCACUCCAACACCACAAGACCUGGCUAACAUGGGAGUUUACACUCCAGACUCUUCAACUAACAGUGUUAUUUCAAAUGGUGGUUUUAAUUCUGUGGAAAUUGAUGUGACACAGCUAGGUCUAGAGUCUCCAACUUCCAUCAGCAGUAGUGAGAUGGCUCAAAACUCUGUUGAGCCUCCACAGCCAGCACCAACUCCACAGCCUUAUCCUGACUGUGCACAGUUACAGAACUACUGCAAUGCUGCUCAGCCUCCACAUAGUACUCCUCCACAUGGAGCAAUGGUAGCAGCUGCAGCUGCUAUUGCUCAGGCACAACGACAAGCUCAUCUCCAGGCUCACAGUUGUUCGUCUAGUGGCCUGAAAAAUUGUAAUAAAAGAGUGGCUAUUCCCUCACAGCAUUCUUCCACAGCUGCAUCACAUGGACAUACAGCCUCCUCUCCUGUAUCGAGCUUAGUACAGAAUAGUAUGAUUAGUGCCAACUCCCCAUCAAUGAAUACUUUACUAGUAGGUCAGUCCUCCAUGUGUUCCUCUACCAACUACAUGAACACUGUGAACAUGGCAGGAAACCCAGCUGGAUCAUACAUGGUAGGUGUUCCAGUUGCCACCAUGAUCCAGCACCAGACUCCAGCCCUAGCAGUUGCUGCCCACUCACAACAACUUCAGCCACAGAGCCACCAUAACAUAAAUAUGACAAAUCAAGCAUCUGCCACAUUAUCUGGAACUAUGCAGCGCCUUACUCAUGUCAGUGUUGGUCUUCCCCCAUCUGCAGUUUCUGCCUGUGCUGUAUCCUCCACUGUUCCAGCUGGAUUUCACAUUCAGCCCCCUAAUUACUCCUGUAUUUCCACUCCUAACCCAACACCAACUCCUAAUCCUCCAUCUCAAGGCAAUUAUAGUUGCAGCCUUGCCAAACUUCAGCAGCUCACAAAUGGUAUCAUGGACAUUGGUCCUCCUCAUAUGUCUCCUUCUUGUAACACCAUGACUCCACCACCAAACUUAACUCCUCCUUCACCACAGGUGAAUAUUACUCCUCCACCUCAGAUGCAGCGUGGGAUUGCCCCAACACUUGCCAGUCUGCAGCCUCAAGGAUCAAUACCGUCCAAUGCCGGCCACGGCUAUGGUCAGUAUAGCCACCGAUACCAUGCACGGCAGAUGCAGCGAAGCUCCAAUGUUGCAAUCAAUCACAAUCUAGUAGCAGCAGGGUACCAGACUUUAAAUGGGGUUAGUUACCGCAUGCCACAAGGACCUCCUCCAGGAGCAGCGGCAAUGGUUAACACAGCAGGUUAUAUUACCAAUGCAGGAUUCAUCAACUCUUCACAGUUGCAGACUGCUGCAGUUCCAAUGGGUGUUGUAAAUUUCAACAUGCAUCCUCAAGCUCAAUACCAAGAGUCCAUUCAGCCAUCAAGAUCCCAAAACACCAUGUACACUGCAUAUGGGUAUCUGAAUGGAGGUUUGCCUCCUCAGGCUUUGAACCCAGUUAUGAGACGAUAGCCAUGAGAUGGUCAGAAAUCUUCUUAUUCUUCCUGUUACAAGCCAGAUACUAUCAAGUGUUUUUAAAAAACUAAUAAAUAUACAAAAAAGGAGCAUUAAACUUCUGUACAGAAAUAGAGCUCCUUAAUAAUAAUAAUAUAAAAAAAAAAGCUGAACUUGUGAUGCCAGACUGUACAUUUUAGAGGUGAACUAUUUUCUCUUAACUCAAAUUUUUUGAAUGUUUUAUGAGUGAUAGAAUCAUAUGUGGGUUGUCUUUCUGGCCACAUGCACAAUUUCAAUGUUAAUGGUGCUGGCCUAAAUGGAACCUUGCAACAUACCAGUAUGUGUAACAUUGCUUAUAGAGAUUUCCGUUCCCAUUGUUGUAUGCCCAUUGUGUACAUAAUGCUGUUAGAGACAUUAGAUUUGGACUUUGACUGAUGCUCUUUUCUUGUUUCCCAAUGAUGUAAGUAAAUGUGUAAAUAUUAUAUAUAUAAAUAAAUAAAUAUAUAUAUAUAUAUAAAUAUAUAAAUAUAGCUAUAAAUUCACCAUUGGGAUUUAUGGGUGGGGAGGGUACUCAGUUUAUUUUGAAUGUGAUAGUGAUAUAACUUCUACUUUUAAGUUUGUAUAUAGAUUGUUGAAUAAUUCAUACAAAACAUAAAAUCAUUACUGGAAAAUCAAGCAAGGAAGAACAAGCCAUUCAAAAGCUUAAAAUGGCCAGUUUGGUUGCAAGGUGUUUUUCAUUAAUGAAAAUACACAUAUUUAAUAGCUUAAAGUGAAGUUUGAAUUACGGUUUUAUGCAAUGUAUUUGAGUGUUGUGAAAUGUAUAAUCAUGCACAAAAAGAAAAUGACAUGGAUAGAAAUUUCUUGGUGUACUGAAUGACUAUGUAUGUAUAUCCUACCUAUUAGAAAACACCUUUUUUUACAUUCACUUUUGUCCAUAAACUUAACAUAAUCAUCAAUUUAUUUGAGAAUUAGAGGUUUGUCAGUUGAUGCGAAAGACAGCCUCACUUCAUGAAAACUUGUGAUAUUAUUCAUAACUGUUAUAUCAUCAUUUCUUAACAGAUAAAAACAUUUUGACAAUAAUUACAAUAGUAUUAAGAAAAGAGCUUGGUCCAAGACCAAUUCAGCCAACUGAUGUUAGAGAUUUUUAAUCUGCAAGUUGCAUGUUAACAGGUGACUGUUUUAAUUGUAAUUAUAUUCAGUACUAUUAUUGCUGCUUCUAAUACUAUAGCUGCAUGGUAUUAUAACAUAGGAACCCGAGACACUAUUUCUAGAAGUGUAUGUUAUUAGUCUUUAGUAGAACAGUUCUUGAUGAUUAUCUGUUUUGUGGAAGGAAAGCUAUAGAAUAUAUUUUUGAGUAACAGUUUUUUUGUGCCUUGAUGCAGUUGUUGAUUACUUCAUAGUGGCACACCGCCUAUUACUUGCAUUGUUCACCCUGAUUGCUGUAUAUAGUGCUAUGCCAGAGAAAUAAAUGUUACCCUUUGCACCAGCAA
Molecule: messenger RNA, 9530 nt
Organism: Limulus polyphemus (Atlantic horseshoe crab)
Lineage: Eukaryota; Metazoa; Arthropoda; Merostomata; Xiphosura; Limulidae
Product: histone acetyltransferase KAT6A-like
Exons: 20
Coding region: 799-8058 (2419 amino acids)
Biological process (GO): regulation of DNA-templated transcription; nucleosome assembly
Cellular component (GO): nucleosome; MOZ/MORF histone acetyltransferase complex
Molecular function (GO): DNA binding; histone acetyltransferase activity
Source: RefSeq, a predicted model, not a curated record